AAUAUAAGAUAAUUAUAAUUAUGAAUUCUAAAAGUUCAAGUUUAUCGUCUAUUUCGGAUCUUUUUCGUCCAAAUAAUCCUAAGAGACUCAGGUCAAGAGACUUGAGUAGUACUCGCCUUAGCGUACUGAAAAAAGAAAUACAAACUGACAUGCAUCUUAUACCAUUAAAAGACCUUUUUGUAUUACUUGGGACUGAUCCUGUCCAAGGAUUGACUAGUACUCGAGCUGCGGAACUGUUGGAGUAUUAUGGUCCUAAUACACUUACUCCUGCAACGCAGUAUGGAUGGCCAAAGGUUCUAUUUAAGUCAUUGUGUACAGGGUUUUCCAUUCUGAUCUGGUUGGGGGCAUCAUUAUGCCUUAUUGCAUAUUUAAUUGAAAUCUCCACAAAACCAAAUGCUAGUUCUGAUAAUUUAUACUUGGGAUGUGUACUUAUCGCCGUUGACGUCAUCUGCGGACUUUUCAGUUUUUAUCAGAAUUAUAAGAGCUCUAAAAUUAUGAAAACAUUCAAUAAUAUGAUACCACAGUACUCAAACUGCAUACGAGAUGGUGUGCUCAAUUCCGAAACGCAGGUUCAUGAUCUGGUCAAGGGUGAUUUAGUGCAGGUGAAAAUAGGAGAUGUUGUACCUGCCGAUAUACGUAUUAUAAACAGCAAAGGAUUCAAAGUUGACAACUCUUCACUGACUGGGGAAAGUGUUGCUGUACCACGUAGCAACAGCGAAGGCACAGCAAACAUACUAGAGUCACCAAAUGUUGCUUUCUUUUCCACUCAGUGUGUUGAAGGGUGGGCAUUAGGUGUAGUGAUGUGUUGUGGAGACUUGACUGCCCUAGGCCGAGUAGCAGGCUUGGCAGCGCGGUUGCAGCCGGCACCAUCACCACUAUCACGGGAGAUCAUACGCUUUAUGCGAUACGUAUCGGCGUGGGCUCUUUUACUUGGCUUGUUCAUCGCUGGUUCCUCUAUCGUACUGGGCUAUCCCUUUAUGCAGACCACAGUUUUUGUUAUUGGUAUUAUUGUUGCCAACGUACCUGAAGGCCUCCAACCAACAAUUACUGCUGCUUUAACCUUAACAGCACAACAUAUGAUUAAGAAAAAUUGUCUUGUUAAGAAUUUAGAGGCAAUAGAAGCUCUUGGUGCGUGUACCACUAUUUGUUCAGAUAAAACUGGAACAUUAACUGAGAACAAAAUGUGUGUACAACAUAUAUGGAUGGCUAAUGCCAGUUAUUUCGUUAUGGAGCCAGAGUUUAAUAGUUUAAUACAACACAAUCUAGCUUUUAGAGACCUAAAAAACUGUGGCGCGUUAUGCAGCACUGCAACUAUAAAUACUACAGGAGAAAUACAUGGUGAUGCAUCCGAAACAGCAAUUUUAAACUUUUUUGGCAAAUACGAUGACCUCAAGUCCAUUAGAAAGAUACUUCCUAAAGUUGCAGAAAUACCUUUCAACUCUGUCAAUAAAUAUCAGGUUAGCGUUCAUCUAAAUAGUGUCACAUCUACUUAUCUAGUUGUGAUGAAAGGUGCGCCUGAAUGUAUUUUAACCCGAUGUACUACAAUUGCAUUGGAAAAAAAGGAUGCAAGUCUGACUACCGAAAUUAGAAAAGCAGCUGACACAGCAUGCGAUAAUUUAGCUAAUACAGGUGAAAGAAUAUUGGCAUUCGCAGAUUUAAUUUUAGAUCCAGCUAAAUAUCCUUUAAAUUACAACUUCGAUACAGACAAUCUAAAUUUCCCAUUAGAAAAAUUACGUUUGCUUGGCAUAAUGGGAUUGAUGGAUCCACCCAGGAAAGAGGUUCGCCGAUCAAUCGAACGCGUUCGAGAAGCUGGAGUUCGCGUAAUGAUGAUUACAGGUGACCAUCCAGCCACCGCUCGCGCUAUAGCCCUAGAAGUGGGCAUUGCCACUACUGAAAACUGUCAUGUUCUCACUGGAUCUGAUUUAAGAAAUAUGACACCGGAUUUACUGAAUUGGACAUUAGAAAAGCAUUAUGAAAUUGUAUUUGCAAGAACAUCUCCAACGCAGAAACUUCAGAUAGUGGAGGCGUGCCAACGAAGCGGCGGCGUGGUGGCGGUCACAGGAGACGGUGUCAACGAUGCGCCUGCGCUGCGUCGGGCUGACAUUGGUAUUUCAAUGGGAAUUACAGGUUCACAGGUAUCCAAACAGACAGCGGAUAUUAUUUUAAUGGAUGACAACUUUGCCACUAUUGUUACGGGAAUAGAAGAAGGAAGAAAAAUAUUUGAUAAUUUAAAGAAAUCUGUUUGCUACAUUUUAAUAUCGAAUGUUCCAGAAAUUUUACCUGUCUUAGUGUUUAUUCUGUUUUCUGUACCAUUACCGUUGGGAGUCAUGACUAUACUUUGCGUGGACCUCGGCACGGAUAUGUGGCCAGCUGUGUCUCUAGCGCAUGAACCUGCCGAGUCAGACGUGAUGGCGCGGCCGCCUCGCACCUCUGAUCCGCUUGUAUCAUCCCGCAUGUUAACACUUGUGUACGGACAUCUCGGCUUAAUCGAAUUCACUGCUGGCAUGUUUGCUUAUUUCAUUGUUAUGGCUGAACAUGGGUUUUAUCCUGCCGAAUUGUUCGGUAUAAGACGAUACUGGGACAAUGAAGCAAUUAACGAUGUUCGCGACUCAUUAGGCCAGGAAUGGACUUAUGCUGAGCGUAAGGAAUUGGAGCGGGCAUGUCAAGCCACAUACUUCGUAGCAGUAGUCGUCAUGCAGAUUACAAACGGAAUUAUUUGCAAGACUAGAUACAAUUCACUGUUCCACAUUGGUAUGCGGAAUAAAGUGCUAAACUUCGGUUUGUUGUUUGAAUUUGCAUUAUCUUGUAUGAUAUGUUAUAUACCAGGUGUCAACAAUUUUUUCCGUACCUACCCUUUGCGAUGGCGUUGGUGGUUUUUAGCUCUACCAUUUUCAGUAUUAAUGUUUAUAUUUGAUGAAUUAAGAAAAUACUGUAUCAGAAGGAAGAUGUUUGGAGGCUGGUUUAACAAAUUGACUUAUUACUGAAUAUGUUUACAAAGUUUAUGACGAAAAUAUCUAUUAUUAGGUAA
Galleria mellonella (greater wax moth) is the source of this 3028-nucleotide messenger RNA. RefSeq names its product sodium/potassium-transporting ATPase subunit alpha-like. Gene Ontology annotation, molecular function: ATP binding; ATP hydrolysis activity; P-type sodium:potassium-exchanging transporter activity. Lineage: Eukaryota; Metazoa; Arthropoda; Insecta; Lepidoptera; Pyralidae. The record is from RefSeq and is a predicted model, not a curated record. Gene Ontology annotation, cellular component: membrane. Gene Ontology annotation, biological process: intracellular potassium ion homeostasis; intracellular sodium ion homeostasis; proton transmembrane transport.